Moneuplotes crassus is the source of this 496-nucleotide messenger RNA. NCBI's taxonomy places the organism in Eukaryota, Ciliophora, Spirotrichea, Euplotida, Euplotidae. The record is from the annotation of a GenBank genome assembly.
AUUGAAAAUGAGCCUCGAAGAAGUCACCCGCAAUUGCUUGGACCGAAUGUCUGACGAACAAGUUGACCAACUAUACGCGUACUCACAAGAGAUUAUCAAUAGGAUGCUAAAUUACAGGGACUUUAAUAAGAAACUAGAGGAGACUGAUUGUGUUCAGAUGGAAAACUCUGAAUUUGACCUUCAAAAGUUAUUCAAUGAUGUGCAUCAGAUUACAACUGAGAAUAUUGACCAAAGUCUUGCAAGAAAUAAUGAAACUGUUAACCAAAUGAGAGAGGAGUGUUUAGAUAAGAUCCUUCAGUAAUUUAUUGCUAAUUUUUGAUAUAAUAGUUGCUUAUCUUUACUAAAGUUAUCAAACUCUGUGCUGACAAAAAUAUCAAUAAGUUUGUUAAAUUAUCUUGACUCUCAACCUCCAUCUGAAGGAGGAGAUCAAGUAGUUUCAGAAAUUUGCGCAAUUUGCUCUCAAAGUAGUAGAUUUUAGUUAAAUUUAAAUAUUUCA